Molecule: messenger RNA, 864 nt
Organism: Prunus mume (Japanese apricot)
Lineage: Eukaryota; Viridiplantae; Streptophyta; Magnoliopsida; Rosales; Rosaceae
Source: RefSeq, a predicted model, not a curated record
UUUACCCUAAAUCCAAAGCGCCAUUUUUAUAUUUACCCUAAAUCCAAAGCGGCGUUUUUCCCUUUCGAGCACGCACAGCACAGUCAUGGACAGCGGUCUCGUGUCUCCACCUUUGCAAAUCCACCGGCCAGAGCCAAACAGGAGCAAGGCUGUUGAAUCAGAGAUUGUUGAAUCACAGGCUGUUGAAUCAGAGACUGUUGAACUUAUUGGGGGCAAGGAUGAUGAAUCGGAUACUGAUGUAUCAUUAUUUGAUGAAUCGGAUACUGAUGAAUCAGAUACUGAAAAACUUAUUGGUCGUGAAUGUGAGUAUUGUUUAAAGGUGGGUGUUCACUUUACCCAAACAUGCCCUUACAAGUAUCAUGUCCCAAAGAACGCAAUUGUUAGCAAGAGGUGUGUGGUAGUUUGUAAUUUUUGUGGUUGCCUCUUUAGAGACUCAUGUUGUGGCAGUUGUGGUAUAAGCGAUGGAUGUGCAGUUCUCAUGGAUUGUUUACAUUGUGGGAAGAUAGGUGAACACUUGACUUUUACAUGUCCGAGCCGCGAGGGGAAACCUUCUUAUUUUUUCUGUGACCCUUAUACUGGUUCUUGUCGUUUAUAUUGAAAUGGCAGAGAAUGGAGAGUUAAUGGUACUCUAAAAGUUAAAGCAAAGAUUAAAUGUUAAUUUCAAUUUCAACAAAUUUUUAGAAUUUUUAUUUUAAAUAUUUUUGAAUAAUUGUAAUCUUCGUAGACAUGUAGAGUAACUUCAUGAGUAGAUCUGGACGAGAUUGACUCCUACAUGUGGCCCUAUAUCCCUAUGUUGGAUGAGAUUGACUGUAUACAAUAAAAGAAAAAGAAAAAGGAGUGGUCUUUUAUGUCGUUUGCCAUCGA